Cynoglossus semilaevis (tongue sole) is the source of this 676-nucleotide messenger RNA. Its product is annotated as pancreas transcription factor 1 subunit alpha. Bases 20 to 634 code for a protein of 204 amino acids. The transcript has 2 exons. The record is from RefSeq and is a predicted model, not a curated record. NCBI's taxonomy places the organism in Eukaryota, Metazoa, Chordata, Actinopteri, Pleuronectiformes, Cynoglossidae. Gene Ontology annotation, molecular function: protein dimerization activity; DNA-binding transcription factor activity, RNA polymerase II-specific; RNA polymerase II transcription regulatory region sequence-specific DNA binding. Gene Ontology annotation, biological process: regulation of transcription by RNA polymerase II; developmental process.
AUCCAUCCAUCCAUCCAUCAUGGAAGACAUUCUCUUCGACUUCGACCACGAUGGCAGCACUGACUUUCCAUUUUGGGGACAGAUGGACCAGAACUUCCAGUUCCAGAACCAGCUGGACUCCUUCCUGUCCGACUGCACCUCAGCCUCAGGUCAGCUGUCCCCCUGGUCGUCCGUGGGCUGUCAGUCCAUGUUCCCGGAUGUGCAGUUGACCUUCGCUGACCUUGAGGUCCAGUCUCCGGGGCCGGGGCUCAUCUCCACGGAGGGAGAGAGUUCGGACGAUAACCUGGACGUGAGCAAGCGCAGGGCGCGCCGCCUGGUGGUCCACCAGCCCUACAAGGUGCAGAGGCACGCCGCCAACAUCCGGGAGAGGAAGCGGAUGCUGAGCAUCAACUCGGCCUUCGAGGAGCUGCGCUGCCACGUGCCCACCUUCCCCUACGAGAAGCGGCUGUCGAAGAUAGACACGCUGAGGCUGGCCAUCGCCUACAUCGCUCUGCUCAGGGAGAUCCUCAUAUCGGGCUGCGACCCCAAGUCCUACGUGGACGAGUGCAUGAAGAACGGCUACAAGAACCAGACCAACGCCAUUUGGAACACGAGCGAUCUGACAGCUCGCCUCUCCUGGAUAAAGUGGGAUUAAGUGAAGAACAUGAGACGCCCUGAGAGUAGAGUUGGACGCCGU